AUGAACAACUACUCCUUCCUCGACAGCACGGGCAACGUCGCAAUGCCUCGGUCCGCGCCCUCGCCCUCGCCCUCGCCAGCCUCGCCAAUGAACGGCGCUCCGCAGCAGAACGGCAUCCCCAUGGUCAACGGCCUGCCGUCGGGGGGCCAGCAGACAGACAUGAACCAUCUGUGGGGCGUGGUGCAGCAGCUGAGCCAGAUUCUGGAGGAGAACAAGGCGCAGACGCAGGGCGUGCUGAACGGGGUGCAAGCGCUGCAGCAGCGCGCUGCCGAGGAGGGUGGGAUCGAGGGAAGCCGUGUGGGCGCGCGGGAAGUGAAUGGCGAGAUCAACGCAGCCUCUCGCGCCGCCGAACUCACCACGCUCCAAUCCCGCCUCACAGCCGCCGAAUCCACAAUCCACGCCCUAGAAACCUCCACCGCCUCCCUCACCUCCCUGGUAACCGACUACGAAAACGCGCUCACCCUGCUCCUCGACAAACUACGGCCCUACGCAUACAACCAGACAACCUCGAUCCUCGCCCUGCACAAGCACUACCAGUCCCUCCUCGAGCAGGAGCGCAGCACGUCGAUGCAGCUGCGCCUCGAGCACGCCGAGUGGCAGGCCGGCCUGGGCCGCGUGGCCGAGCACGCGCGCCAGGCGCUGAAGCUGCAGACGCAGGCCGAGGAGCCCCUGGUUGCCGAGCUGCGCUGCCUGAAGGAGGAGAAUCGCGUCCUGAGACGCUUGGCUGGCUGGGAGGAGAAGCCUGCUGGCAGUGAUGACGACGAUGACGACGACGACGAGAAGGCGUGA
Molecule: messenger RNA, 789 nt
Organism: Ascochyta rabiei
Lineage: Eukaryota; Fungi; Ascomycota; Dothideomycetes; Pleosporales; Didymellaceae
Exons: 2
Coding region: 1-789 (262 amino acids)
Source: RefSeq, a predicted model, not a curated record